Cornus florida is the source of this 763-nucleotide messenger RNA. RefSeq lists its product as uncharacterized. NCBI's taxonomy places the organism in Eukaryota, Viridiplantae, Streptophyta, Magnoliopsida, Cornales, Cornaceae. The record is from RefSeq and is a predicted model, not a curated record. The coding region runs from base 254 to 535 and encodes 93 amino acids. The transcript has 2 exons.
ACCACCGUCGGUUAUUAUUCAUCACUGAUCAAACCAGUUGCUCUGCAGUUAGGCUCUCUGUCUCUGUCUCUCUCUCUCUCUCUCUCUCUCUCUAUCUCUCUACUGUUGUUCUCUCUCUCUCUAUCUCUGUCUCUAUCUAUGUAAGUGGUGGGUAGGUUAAAUACAGAGGACAGGAGGUCUGGCCUGGUUAAGAGGGAUUGCGAGUCGACCCACUGGGAUUGGGAUUCGCAGGAGGAAGGUCAAGAUAAAAGUCAUGGAUUUGUGGCACAAGAUGGUCUUUCCUGUCCGAAGAGUUUGGGUUGCUUUUUCUGCCCGACUCAAGAAUCGCAAGAAUGGUGCCGGGCUUUUAAAGCUUCAUGAUGAUAUACAGACCUGUGGAUAUGAGGACGUGCAGGUGAUGUGGGAAAUGCUGAGGAGAUCAGAAUCAGAGUUGAUGUCCAACCAUUCCAAGCGCAAGCAACGGCCUUUUUGGAGGAUUUUUGUAUGGUCCAACCACAGCACUGCCUCAUCUUUCUCCACAAAUCAUGCUUCAUAAGACUGGUUCAAUGCUGAUAAUAAUAAUGCUUCGCUAGUGUCCUGCAACAUGACAUGGCAUUAUCAUCUCAAAUUCCUACAGCUGAAUUUGAAGUGGUAUGGUGCAGAGCUAUUUCACGCGUGUCCAUAUCAGUGAUAAUGAAAUAUGUAUCCAUUUUACCUCUAUUGCCAGUAUAAGAGUACAAUAAGAAUAAAGAACUCAUUUGUAAAUAUAUAUUGUGUUUUGUCA